AUGAAGGUACGUGUGCAGAGGCGAUGGUUUCAUUGCUGUCGAAGACUGGAUAAUGCGCCAUUGGAGAAUAGUGUGAAGAACUAUCUGGCCAGGACAAAAGGCCUUGAGCCAGACUUUGAGAUAAGGCAGUUGCCACAGAUUAUAUCUGGAUUUAAUAAGAGGUAUAGAGCCCGGUACCUAGAGCCCAGUCAGCGAUGGUUCAAGGCUGACUGGAAAGCCAGUGACCAUGGGGAAGACAAGGCUACACGCUUGCUGAGACCGGAAGUGUUUGACAAAUUUAUUAUCAACUCGGACUUUCAUCGAGGUAACAUGGAGCAGUACCAGAAGGCUCAGAAGCUAUCAUUUGACCCAGCUGAAUUACUGCGGACAUCGCUAAACGUGGGCGAUAUUGUAUUGUUGAAGCAAUGCACCUCAGAACUCACUAUGUGUGUAAAUCUUCCGCAAUCUACAACCGAUCCUCGAUACACUUUUGCGAAGAAGGACGGUACUCUCGUCUAUGCCAUGAAGAACUCUGUGAUAUUAAGAAUACCUAAAGACUUGCCAGAAGAAGUGAAUCAAUUAUUGAAACGGGAAAGUAAUCAUCCAUAUCAGAAAAUUGGCACCAUAAAGAACUCUUCUAAUGAAACAGAAAUACUGCCUGUAUUAACAAGACAGCUAAUUGUGAGUUUCACAUUGGCAACUUUUACAAAAUUUGCUUGGACUCAAUUACCGAUUGUUCUAAAGAAGUUAGAACUUAUACACAGAUACUUGCAGGAUUCUAGAGGCUCCAAGCAUGUUAACUUCAUGUCAUUAGUAAGGAUUAUAAAAAAUCUUAAUAUCAAAGAGGCUACUGAUGCAAUUAACGGCGACGCCUACGUAAGGAAAGUAAUCGAUGAAAGUAUGUCAGUUGUUAAUAAAUCCAUUGAUCCAACAACAUUACUUGCAACAUAUUGGGGUGUCAGAGAACAACAACAGAAUAAUUUGUGGGGUUCAGUAUAUACUAACACUGCACUACUAUCACCAACAACAGUUGCAGUGUUGCCAUUGAAGAAAGCACAUUUAUUUUACCAGGAAGUGAUUACGCGACUCGAGAGCAAUGACUAUCAGGAGAUAAAAGCAUUUGCUAAAUUAGUUAACGAUAAAGAUUAUCAUAGUAUUGCCAAGAGGUAUGAUUAUAUUAGAACACUUCUUAACGAUUAUGCUGCGGGUAACAUUGAAGAGAACGCUGUCUUAACAACAAUAAUAAGUAAAAUAUUCAGGCAUAUCGACAUGUAUCGAGAUCAAGAUGUCACUAGGUCUCUUUGUGGAAAACUGCUUGUUGAAAUAUCCCCCCAGAGUAAUAGCAGCAAUUUUAUUUUAGGAAAUUGGGAUCUCAAUAUUCCUAAAUCUUCCGGUAUCUCAAGUGUUGAACAAAAAUUGUACGACACGGCGAUGCCAACUAUAGUCAGUGAUACUGAUCGUUAUGAUUUUGGGGAUAUGCCAGUUUUUUGUAUUGACUCCGAAGAUGCUCACGAAAUAGAUGAUGGCAUUUCAAUUGAGGAGUUAGACGGUGUAAGGAGUAGAAUUCAUAUUCAUAUUGCUGAUCCUGCUGGUUUAUUUCCUGAGUCAUUUGAUUAUACCAAGUCUGGUAUUAGCGAUGAUGUAUUAAGGGUAUCUCUAAAACGUGCUUUUACUACAUAUCUGCCGGAUUUGGUCGUACCGAUGUUACCGAAAUCGUUUUGCAAUAGGGCUGAUUUAGGAAAGCAUGAUAGAAAGACUGAAACGAUAUCAUUUUCAUUUGAGUUGGUAAAUAAAGAAGAUGGUGGUUUACAUGUUGACUACGAUACGUUUCAAGUCAGGCUGGGCAUAGUCUCUAAUUUCCCAAAAGUUACUUACGACAAGGUUGAUUCAAUUUUAAAUGGUGAUGACAAUAGUCUGCCAUCGAAACAAAAGAAGCAGCUGGAAUUAUUGCAUACAUUGGCUACUAAAUUAUUACAUAAACGAAUACAUGAUGAUAAUGCGGUUGUAUUUGGUGAUGGAUUUAAUAAAGGGCUCGUUAGUUUAUCCCCGGAUGAUGAUGGAGAGCUCUGUAUACCAACAUUUUAUGACCAAUCGCAGACCAAAUCAACAUUAUUGGUGUCAGAGUUCAUGAUAUUGACUAAUAAGCUUUGUGCAGCUUUUUUCCAAGAAAACAAGAUCCCUGGUGUUUAUAGAUGUUACAAUGGAUUGAAUUUAGGCAACCAAGCCAAAGCCCAGUUCGAACUGUUAAAAGAAAACAUCAAGUUAGGUAAACUUCCCUCAUUGAAAGAUAUUACCAAGAUAUCAUCACAAUUAUCAUCUAGUUUCUACUCACCAUUUCCACUCCCACAUAAGAUGAUUGGAAAUACGGCUUACUUAACAGUUACAUCACCAAUGAGACGUGGUCCGGAUCUGAUAAACCAUUUGCAAUUGCAUAGAUUUCUGAAGAAGUUGCCUCUGUGUUUUAAACAGGAAUAUCUGGACCAAUAUGUGUGGAGUUUCCAAGCUAGAGCAGAUAUCUUGAAGAUAUUUCAACGUCACUCGUCAACGUAUUGGACAUUGAAACAUCUUGAACAAUCAGGAACCAAAACACACGAUGUUAUAGUCACAUCAGUUCCACAAAAUGGUACAGUCAAUUGUUUGUUCCCAGAAUACUCUUACGCAAGAGGUACCCUCAAACUCGAUCCUGCAAUGAAGAAGAUUCCCAGAAUUGGUGACACCAUCAGACAUUGCAAAGUCGAAUCCAUACAUCCUUUGGAUGGUAUACUAACGCUCACCCAUGUAAAUAGGAAAUGA
Nakaseomyces glabratus is the source of this 2772-nucleotide messenger RNA. RefSeq names its product exoribonuclease II (gene DSS1). Lineage: Eukaryota; Fungi; Ascomycota; Saccharomycetes; Saccharomycetales; Saccharomycetaceae. The record is from RefSeq and is a predicted model, not a curated record. Gene Ontology annotation, molecular function: RNA binding; 3'-5'-RNA exonuclease activity.